Messenger RNA from Gossypium arboreum, 726 nucleotides. RefSeq names its product secreted RxLR effector protein 161-like. The record is from RefSeq and is a predicted model, not a curated record. The transcript has a single exon. The coding region runs from base 1 to 726 and encodes 241 amino acids. Lineage: Eukaryota; Viridiplantae; Streptophyta; Magnoliopsida; Malvales; Malvaceae.
AUGACUGAUUUAGGUUUAAUAACCUACUUCCUUGGUAUGGAAGUAAAUCAGAAUGAGGAUGGCAUUUUCAUGAGUAAGCAAGCCUUUGCAUUAAAGGUUCUAAGCAAAUUCAGCAUGUCAAAGUGCAAGCCUGCUGACACUCCUGUUGCACUAGGAGAGAAACUGUCAAGCACCAGUGAGCAUGAUCGAGUAGAUGAAAAGGGAUAUAGGAGUUUGGUUGGUUGCCUACUCUAUUUGACAGCAACAAGGCCAGACAUCAUAUAUGCAGUUGGCCUUCUCUCGAGGUUCAUGCAUUGCUGCAAUGUUGCACAUUUUAAAGCUGUUAAAAGGGUCCUAAGGUAUGUCAAAGGAACCUUAAGCUUUGGUGUGAAGUUUGAGAGAGCUGAAGAGUUGAGGCUGGCUGGCUAUUCAGAUAGUGAUUGGGCUGGUUCAGUUGAUGAUAUAAAGAGCACAUCAGGCUAUUUCUUCACUUUAGGUUCAGAUGUUUUUAGCUGGAGUUCUAAGAAACAACAGAUAGUAGCUCAAUCUACUGCAGAGGCUGAGUAUAUUGCAGCUGCUACUACUGUUAAUCAAGUAAUUUGGCUUAGAAAGCUGUUGGAUGACUUGAAUGCUGGUCAACCAGAAGCAACAAAGAUUAAAGUUGGCAAUCAGUCAGUUGUUGCAAGUGCCAAGAACCUGUGUUUCAUGGCAAGACUAAGCAUUUCAAGAUCAAAUACCAUUUUGUGA